Messenger RNA from Gilbertella persicaria, 1716 nucleotides. RefSeq lists its product as uncharacterized. NCBI's taxonomy places the organism in Eukaryota, Fungi, Mucoromycota, Mucoromycetes, Mucorales, Choanephoraceae. The transcript has 8 exons. The record is from RefSeq and is a predicted model, not a curated record. The coding region runs from base 144 to 1370 and encodes 408 amino acids.
AAAUCUGACUUUUCCAUUCUUUUCUUUUUUUCAAUGCUUUUGAGUUUAUAAAUCUUUAGAGGUUUCAACACUUCAACAAUACUAUACUUUACUACUUAUAACAUUAAAAACAAAAACAACAGAAAUAAUAAUAAUUUGCAGUAAUGAUACAGCUAUCGGAAUACGGCGAGACUGUCGUUGAUAAUUUCAAUUUGAUUGGCAUGUGGAUAGCUGUUCUCAUUUGCUGUCGAAACUUUUCAGUAUGCUAUCAUCAAUACAGAAGAACAAGAGGAAUAAUCCAUCUUGUUAAUCUUGCACAAGUAACUGUGUUCCUUGUACACCGUAUCUUGUACGGUAUCAUCCCUUUAUUCGAGAUACAGACUUGUGCUUACUUUCCUUUGCUUGUCUCUCUUUGGCACAUGACGUAUAUUUUAUUUUAUGUUGUAAUGUUUAUGAGACUCAUUAUUCUUGAACAUGAUAAAUAUUCACGCUGGAUCAAAAUAGUCGGCAUUCUCUUGAUCACUCUACGUGCUGCUGAUUGGCCUUAUGAAUUAGCAUUUCAUACAAUUCAAGAAAAAUUGAGUCAUCAAUCGGGCUCUCAAUGCUGGGCAGAAUGGGGAGCUGGAGUUAUCAUCUUGAAUUUUGUAGGGGACGCUUUAGCAAAUCUGUUUCUUAGUGGCAUGUUCGUUCGAAGACUUCGAAGCCAUAUAAGUUUAUCUAAAAACUUGAUGAGUCAUCAGAACAAAAUUAUUGAACGAAUUGCCAUCAAGUCGCUACUUUGUUUGACUUUGACUUUUGUUGUCAAUUUAGCAAUGAAUUUACUUAAGGUUACAAAUUUCCUUGGGAAUCGUUCAGAUGCAUUCACUGUGUACUUUGAAAUCAUUGAAUCCACGCUGUUGGUCGAGGCUCUUCGUAAUGAUAGAAGUCAAGGAAACGGUCCUCAAAAUUCUUUCUGUGAAAGUUGCCAUAAGGAAUUCAGCCACGGUACAACCAAAGCACCCAACAGCGAGGACCAAUUGCAUAGUCAGAUGCUUGUGAAGUCUGGCAUCAAUAAUCCAAAAUAUAACACUGAUUUUAAUGAAAGCAAUUUCGACGAAAACGCAAUGCAUUCAGUCGCUUCUUUGGAGCCCGCCCUAUUCUUUGAUAGAACAAAGUCUCCUGCCAAAUACGCCAAUGAACACAAACUAGAUACGUUUUUGCAGAAUAGAACUGCAGCUCUCACACACGAGACUUCACUUUCUCCUCCACCUAUCGUAAGUAGAAUUCCACUAGGCGAAUCUUUUGCAAUGACAAAGAAUCCUUCUGAACGAUCUACCACUUCGUCAACAAUUGACAACAAUACUGAUGAAGAUAAUGAAAAUAAGCCAUCUUCCCCCUAUCGUAAAGGAUAAUUAGUUUUACAGCUAUAUAUAGAUUGUGUAGUGUUUAUGCCAUAAUAGCUUAAUUGUCUUAAUGAACCCAAACUGUACUUGAUGUACAGGUUUUUCUUGUCUUUGUCAAUUAAUUUUUUUAAAAUUAUCGAAGCUUGAUAUAUUACAAAAAUAAAGAGCCACUGUGCGCAAUUAUGUAACGUUGAUUUUAAUACUACUAGAGACUCUGGUUUGAACUAGCUUCAAGUUCUUUCCACUGCAAAAAAAAGGUACCCAAGAUUUGUACCAUUUGAUAAAGAGAGACUUGAAUGAUAGCGGAAGUAGAGGAUUUUAUUUUCCUCGUAUCCUCUUGCAAAAAGAAACACAU